AUGAAGCGGCUGGUGCUGAGUGCUGCUAUAAAGCUCGAGCCGCAGAGCCGCUGCCAGUUCCUGAUUCCUGGAUUGUCGAGAGCCCUGCGGGCUAAAGGGAGGUGCAGCCCCAUCGAGCAAGGCAGAGCCCGAGCCCGAGCCUGGUGCUGGGACACCCGGGGCCAAGCCCCCACCCCACCACCUGCCAUGAAGCCCCGAAGUCUGGGCACAGCUGCCCUGCGGCUGGGUCUAGGGCUGCUGCUGCUGCUGGCCACAGGUACAGCACAGGGCACCACCACUGCCACUGGUGGCACCAACACGACCACCCCGCCCCCCAGCAGCACGACUACCCCGCCCUCAACCAACACGACCACCCUGCCCCCCGGCAACACGACCACCCUGCCCCCAACCAACAGGACCACCCCGCCCUCUGGCAACACGACCACCGCACCAUCAACCAACACGACCACCCUGCCCCCCGGCAACACGACCACCCUGCCCCCCAGCAACACGACUACCCUGCCCCCAACCAACACGACCACCCCGCCCUCUGGCAACACGACCACCGCACCAUCAACCAACACGACCACCCUGCCCCCCGGCAACACGACCACCCUGCCCCGCAGCAACACGACUACCCUGCCCCCAACCAACACGACCACCCCGCCCUCUGGCAACACGACCACCCCUCCCCCAACCAACACGACCACUCUGCCCCCAACCAACACGACCACCCCGCCCUCUGGCAACAUGACCACCCUGCCCCCAACCAACACGACCACCCUGCCCCCCGGCAACAUGACCACCCUGCCCCCCGGCAACACGACCACCCCGCCCUCUGGCAACACGACCACCCUGCCCCCCGGCAACACGACCACCCUGCCCCCAACCAACACGACCACCCCGCCCUCUGGCAACACGACCACCCUGCCCCCAACCAACACGACCACCCCGCCCUCUGGCAACACGACCACCCUGCCCCCAACCAACACGACCACCCCGCCCUCUGGCAACACGACCACCCUCAACACUACCACCCUGCCCCCCAGCACCUCCACUACCACCCGGGCCCGGAUCUAUUUCUUUCUCUCGUUCCGCAUUGUGAACUGGAACUUCAACGACUCCCUUCUCAACCCCAGCACCAGUUACUACAAGGAAUUAUAUUCCAAAAUCCAUUUCAUGUACCGCAGUAUCUACGGCUGCCCAACGUGCCUGAAUGGGCAGAACUACCUGGGAUUUACUGAUCUGCGUUUCAGCCCGGGCUCGGUGGUGACUGAGUCCGUCCUGCAAUACCAAGUGAGCAACACCAGCAUCAGGGCCACCGACAUUGAGCAGCAGCUGACACAAAGGCUGGACAGCCAGAACAGCUUUGGUGGACUCCAGCUGGACAAUAUCCGUGCCAACUCUGGCAGCAAUCCCCCAGCCACCACAGCACCAGCUCCCCUGGUGCCUGGCUGGGGCAUCGCCCUGCUGGUCCUGGUCUGCAUCCUGCUGGUGCUGAGCAUCCUCAUCUUCAUCCUGCUGAUCGUCUGCUCGUGCCACAGGAGGAGCCGUGGGAAGCUGGAUCUGUUCAGCUCACAGGCCUCGUACCAGCCCAUGAAUGAGUACCCCACCUACCACACCCACGGGCGCUUCAGUGCCCCCGGCAAGAAGCAGAAUCCUUACAGUGAUAUCGCCGCCGGCAACGGCACCAACGCCUUCUACGCCAACCCUGCGACAUCAGACAAUCUCUAGGGGCACUACCCCGAGGACCAGCAGGAGCAGAGCUCUCAGCAUCGCCACCUGCUUCCUGCAGCUGGACUCCAGGGUGCUGGGUGGGGCUGACAAGGCAGGGGUUUCCUGCACUGGGGAGGAGGGGGUUGCAUUCAAAGUGUGGCGGGGUGAGGGAGGGUGACUGCUCCCCCCACCCUGCAACCCCUGGCCCUGGGUUUGGGCCAUGUGAGGGCAAGCACUAAUGGGGCAAAUUCCUAAUGGGGGACAGUAAAGGGGCUGCCCCAUAUAUCCCCCCCACCAGCCAGCCUGGGCAGUGCAGGGAAUAUGACAAGGACUCUCCAGGGGAGCCCCUCAAUACUGCCCCAAGCUGUGUAUGGGGCGUGUCCCCUGCU
Molecule: messenger RNA, 2084 nt
Organism: Gopherus evgoodei (Goodes thornscrub tortoise)
Lineage: Eukaryota; Metazoa; Chordata; Testudines; Testudinidae
Product: mucin-1-like
Exons: 9
Coding region: 1-1713 (570 amino acids)
Cellular component (GO): apical plasma membrane
Source: RefSeq, a predicted model, not a curated record